This is a messenger RNA of Syzygium oleosum, 834 nucleotides long. RefSeq lists its product as uncharacterized. Bases 87 to 797 code for a protein of 236 amino acids. The transcript has 2 exons. The record is from RefSeq and is a predicted model, not a curated record. Lineage: Eukaryota; Viridiplantae; Streptophyta; Magnoliopsida; Myrtales; Myrtaceae.
UCUCUCUGCUCGAACCUCCGCAGCGCAAAAUCGCCGCCAUCAUCAUCAUCCUCCUCCUCCUCGUCACCGGUUCCGUCAGUCUGGAAAUGGGCUGUUGCUUCUCGCAGGACCUGGAAGACGACCGGGCGGCGGCCCGGGUGAUCUCCAUCACCGGCGAAUUGCACGAGUACAGCGUCCCCAUCAGGGUCUCUCAGGUCCUCGAAUCUGAGAGAUCCUCCUCCUCCUCCUCCUCCUCCUCCUCGUCCUCUUCUUCUUCGCGCUUCGUGUGCAACUCCGACUCGCUGUAUUACGAGGAGUUCAUCCCGGUCCUGGCCGACGAGGACGAGCUCGUGCAGAACCAGAUCUACUUCGUGCUCCCCAAGUCGAAGCUCCAGCACCGCCUGACGGCCUCGGACAUGGCGGCGCUCGCCGUGAAGGCCAGCGUCGCGAUGCAGGGGGCGUCGAGGAAAGGCGGGGGCCUCCGGCGGCCGCGGAGGAGGACGCAGAUCGCGCCCGUCCUGGUCGUUAAUCAGAGGGCCGUCUCGGACUACAGCGAGAUCAACGAGCACGGGGUCACGAGGAACGGCAAUAGGAUCGACAAGGCGGCUCCGGCGCUGCCCAGAUCCGGAUCGGUCAGGAAGUUGCAGAGGCAGUCGUCACGGAGGUUCAAGAGGGCGGUCCGUUCGUUUAGAAUUAGGCUGAGCACCAUCGAAGAAGGCACCGGGGUUCGCUCCUCCACUUUCUCCUGUAAUUAUUCGCGUUGUUGUCUUGUCUCGUCUCCUGUAAAAAAGAAGGAACGGAGAGGUUGUUCACAUUGAACCAUUUUGAUUACAAUGUGACGGAGUUUUUGACCGA